This is a messenger RNA of Brienomyrus brachyistius, 3313 nucleotides long. Its product is annotated as phosphatidylinositol transfer protein beta isoform-like. Gene Ontology annotation, biological process: phospholipid transport. The transcript has 12 exons. The coding region runs from base 22 to 891 and encodes 289 amino acids. Gene Ontology annotation, molecular function: phosphatidylinositol transfer activity; phosphatidylinositol binding; phosphatidylcholine intramembrane carrier activity. The record is from RefSeq and is a predicted model, not a curated record. NCBI's taxonomy places the organism in Eukaryota, Metazoa, Chordata, Actinopteri, Osteoglossiformes, Mormyridae. Gene Ontology annotation, cellular component: cytoplasm.
GCCUCACCGCAGAGAAAGGUCAUGUGGGGAGAUGAGCUUUCGUCUGUGAAAUGUAACAGAAUGGUGCAGCGAGAGCACAGAGAGUAUGCUGAGAGCCGUGUGGUCUUGCCGUGCUCCGUAGAAGAGUACCAAGUGGGACAGCUCUUCUCCGUGGCAGAGGCCAGCAAGAACGAGACGGGUGGCGGCGAGGGUAUCGAGGUGCUGAAGAACGAGCCGUACGAGAAGGAGGGCGAGAAGGGCCAGUACACACACAAGAUCUACCACCUGAAGAGUAAAGUGCCCACCUUUGUGAAGAUGAUUGCUCCAGAGGGGGCCCUGGUGUUCCACGAGAAGGCCUGGAAUGCCUACCCCUACUGCCGAACCAUUGUUACGAAUGAAUAUAUGAAAGACGACUUCUUCAUCAAAAUUGAAACAUGGCAUAAACCGGAUUUGGGGACACUAGAUAAUGUGCAUAUGCUGGACCCAUCCACGUGGAAGACGGUGGACGUGGUGCCUAUUGAUAUCGCAGAUGGAAAUCAAGUGGCUGCUGGUGACUACAAAGCAGAGGAGGAUCCAGCCCUGUUUCACUCUGUGAAGACUGGCCGGGGUCCACUGGGCCCCAACUGGAAGAAAGAGCUGCUCAGCAACACUGACUGCCCUCGUAUGUGUGCCUACAAGCUGGUCACCGUCAAGUUCAAGUGGUGGGGUUUGCAAAACAAAGUGGAGAACUUCAUUCACAGGCAGGAGAAGAGGAUCUUCACCAACUUUCAUCGGCAGCUUUUCUGCUGGAUCGACCGAUGGGUGGAGCUCACUAUGGAGGACAUCAGGAGGAUGGAGGAUGAGACCCAGCGGGAGCUGGAAGAGAUGCGUAAGAGCGGCUCAGUGAGGGGCACAAAGGCCAGCGAGGAGUAGCCUGCCCCUGGCCCUGCGCAGGUCUGCCUCCGGAAACAAGGCCAAGUGCGAGGGACCAGCGCGGCCAACGAUGACUGAGACACGGCUUGGCUGCCACGAAGACCACCACCACCAUGACAAACGGGCCCGCUGUGCCUCCCUCCCCCCACUGCCCGUCACUGAUCCUGGGGGGCUGUUACAGUUGAUCAGUAGUACUGCUUCUCACCUCAAUCCAAGCACGUCCUAUUUACAGAAAAUUUUUAAAAGCAAUGAAACAUUUUUGGCCAGCAAUGAUGUACAUUGAAAGAGAACUCUGAAAACAACCGGGAUGUUUUUUUUUUGUCUAAGAAUGUCUGCCCCCGCUCAAAAAAAAAAACUCACCAUAAACUAUGGUCUCAAAAUGGCAGAGACUAGGCCAAGCUGUCUGUAUGUCUUUGCCAUUUUUUUCUUUUGCUGACUUGGUAGGUUCUCUUGGUUGAUGGGGGUCUGUCCUCCCGGGUUCUUGGUCCGUUCCCCAUCAGGUGGCACUAUCUUGCUCAUCCGGACCUGCUGGGGAUGCUCAUAUGUGUUCUGCAUUGUUGGUUUGAUAUCCUGGUUUGGCUCCCUCACCCUAACUGUGUUUGUAAUGCCAGCAAACCUUGGCCUGAUGGGUAAUUUCAUGUAGCUCCACGCACUCCAUGCUUUGCUAAGAAUACCUCUGGUGUACACCCACACACGCACGCACAAAGACACUCCCUCACCUGCCCUUUCUGUCAGACUCACACACGUUUCACUGGCCUAAAUUCAGUGGUGUCCCUCCUGGCGAAGAGGGGAGUUUUAUGACUUUAUGGCUCUGCUGGUCAUGAAGGGCUUCGUUUCAAAGAUGUUUCUCACUCUGACUUUCUCCUUGGCUCCCUUCACGACGAAGGUUGUCCAGUGUUCCUUCAGUAGGGUUGUGGAGAUGAUCCACCACUGUGCCAGACUCAGACCUAGGUGCCUCUUUGGUCAGUUGUGCUGAAAUUUUAAAUGCGCAGUGGCCACAUCUCGGCUCAUAGGACCGUUUGGUUAUUCUUGAUGUCACACCAAGUCCCAGGAACCAAAGCUUGGGAGUUGGGUUGGUGGAAAUGGGCCGUUCUGAGGCAGCUCUAUCAGACUGGGGCCAAGUUCCUGAACUCUUGACUGUCCUUCACCGUGGUCCUUAACCCCAGGUAUUCCCUUCGUAUAAGGCACUCCCCAGCCACAAGCCACUCCCCUUGAUAAAGCCACUUCCUCCUCCACAAGGUGUUCUAAAUGCAGUGCCUCUCUUCUGUCGUCUGGCCAACAAGGGAUGGAAUUCAUAUUUCUUGAAUUGUUGUGGAAUGCAGGUCUUCCUCUAUUUCUGCUCUUUGGUCUGGAUGUGUUUUCUUCUGAUGUAUCUGUCUGACGUGAUGUACCUCUUGUGUGGAACUCCUGUAUGGUCUCUGAAUUUUUCUUAAUCGCCGUCACAUUUUGAUGUUGCUUUAUCAUGAGUGGCUUGUAAUUCGCUCACAGCAGCCUUUUUUUGUGGGACUUGCCCCUUAAUUGCUUGCAUAGCCAAUCACCUGUCCCCAGAGUCCAUCCAGGCAAAGUGUCUGGCCUCUGACUCUCUGAUUCUGUGGUUAACGUCCAUGCAGUGGUGUCCCACGAGCCGCCUUCUUGCACUGAUCUACUUCAACUUUUGAUGGAAUAGCAGCAAUCCAGAUGCUUCAUCCAGAAGUGAUGCUUUUUAUUACUGUAAGCAAACACACAGACUCAAACCUUUCAGUUUAGGGGCCUCGAACUAAACAGGGUCGUCUUCGCUUAAAAAUGCUUUGGGACACUGCUUGUGGUAACCAGAAAGAAUGUUAAGUCUUAAUUUAUCUGUGAGCCCUUUAACUAUCAACGACAUCUUGCAAGCCUUUAGUGAUCUUAUAACACUUUAUUCUCCACCUGGGUUAUUUUUUGUCUGCAAACCUGUCAUACUGACCAUUCAGGACAGCUGAGCAGUAUAAGGUUCAUCAUUCUGCUCCUUUUUGUUCCCUCCUCUGUUCUUUUUGUCCCUGUUUUGUUCUUGUGCUGACUGUAGUACUUUUGGCCGACUGAGGAAGAGCCACAGAAACUGGUUACAGAAUCUCUUGGGGGGUGGAAUGCUGAUGCAUUCAAACAUUUAUUGGCUCCUUGCAACCAUUUCACCUCGGGGAGGGGGAAGGUGGAAGGUGACAGGACAACAUGCAUCUGCUGAGACAACCAUACAGAAGCCACUGUAAUCAUGAUUUGAUUACCUGCGAGAUGAAAUCUCAUUAAAAUAAGGAUGCUUUUAAAGGCCUUAUUCUUGUGUGUCUUUGAAAUCUGGGGAAAUGGUUAUGAAUGUGUGAUGCUUUCGUCUUUUGUAGAUUGUGGGCUGCAAAAGCAGGUCUGAACAACAGAAGUCAAAAGCAAAUAUCAAAUAAAUUUCAGCACAAAGUCA